AUGGCGGCUCCAAACGUCAUCGUCCCCGUCUCCAAGACGAAGGAGCUCAAGGGUACCGAGAAGCGAGACGCCCUGGUCGCCUGGGAGAAGCAGAUCCAAGCGAAAUGGGAGGCCGACCGCGUCUUCCAGCCCGACGCCCCAACGACCGACGAGAUUCCCCUGCACUCGAUCAGCCCCCAGGAGCUUCGAGAGAAAUAUCCAAAGUUCUUCGGUACAAUUGCAUAUCCUUACAUGAACGGCGUUCUGCAUGUCGGCCACGCAUUCUCGGACAGCAAGAUCGAGUUCAUGGCCGGGUGGGAGAGGAUGCAAGGCAAGAGGGUCCUGUGGCCUCAGGGCUACCACUGCACCGGUCUACCUAUUCGAGCAUCCGCGGACAAGAUCGCAAACGAGGUCAAGCUCUUUGGCCAGGAGUUCGAGAACUACAACGAGGACACCGAGAUCCCAAUAGAAAAGCCGGAUGGCAAAGAGAACACCGUGCAGGCCAAGAAUGAGGACGUCACGAAAUUCAAGGCCACCAAGGGCAAGGCGAACGCCAAGACGGUCAAGGCCAAGUACCAAUUCCAGAUCAUGGAGUCAGUCGGUAUUCCCAGGAAUGAGAUCCACAGAUUUUCCGACGCGAACUACUGGCUGGAGUUCUUCCCUCCCCUGUGCAAGCGCGAUCUUUCGGCCCUGGGCUGCAGGAUUGACUGGAGGAGACAAUUCGUCACCACUGACGCGAACCCAUACUACGAUGCAUUCGUCAGGUGGCAAAUGAUCCGUCUCAAGGAACUGGGCAAGAUCAAGUUCGGAAAGCGAUACACGAUUUACUCUGUCAAGGAUGGCCAACCUUGUAUGGACCACGACCGGAGUGAAGGAGAGGGCGUUGGACCUCAGGAGUACACCGCUCUGAAGCUGAAGGUCCUAGAAUGGGCACCCAAAGCGGCUGAGGCCAUCAAGGGAAAGCUCCCCGAGGGCUCCAAUGUCUUCUUCGUCCCUGCGACUCUGCGACCAGAAACAAUGUACGGCCAGACAUCAUGUUAUGUCGGACCCAAGCUCGUCUAUGGCAUUUACCAGGCUUCCGACAACGAUUACUAUGUCAUGACAGACCGCGCCGCUCGCAACAUGUCUUUCCAGGGCAAGCUGAAGGAGGACGGUGUCACUCCGAUAUCAAAGGCCGAGCUGAAGGGUUCUGACUGCAUCGGGACCUUGGUGCACGCCCCUCUGUCGCUGCACAAGGACGGCGUCCGCAUUCUGCCUAUGGACACCGUCCUUGAGACGAAGGGAACCGGUGUGGUCACCAGCGUUCCGUCGGACUCGCCUGAUGACUACGCAACCGUCCGGGAGCUCGCGAAGAAGGCCGAUUUCUACGGUAUCCAGAAGGAGUGGGCCGAGCUGGAAAUCUUCCCCAUCAUUUCCACGCCCAGCUAUGGAGAUAUCUGUGCCAAGACCCUAGUUGAGAAGCUGAAGAUUGCGUCGCCCAAAGACACGAAGCCCUUGGCCGAUGCGAAGGAACUUGCCUACAAGGAGGGCUUCUACCAGGGAACUCUCCUGGUCGGCAAAUACAAGGGCGAGAAGGUCGAGACUGCGAAGCCCAAGGUUCGAAACGACCUGAUCGAGGCUGGCGAGGCCUUCGCCUAUGCUGAGCCCGAGGGCGUUGUUGUCAGCAGGUCUGGUGACAAGUGUAUUGUGGCACUGAUGGACCAGUGGUACAUCAACUACGGCGAGGAGCAGUGGAGGGACCAGGCCAUUGACUGGGUCCAAAACAACCUCAACACCUACUCUGCUGAGACCAGGAAUGCCUUCGUCGGCGUCCUGAACUGGCUGAACCAAUGGGCAUGCGCGAGAACCUAUGGCCUGGGCUCGAAGCUGCCCUUCGACCCGACUUUCCUGGUCGAGUCUCUGAGUGACUCUACGAUCUACAUGAGCUACUACACCAUCGUGCCAUGGCUGCACACUGACCUCUUCGGCCGGUCGCAAGGCAAGGGCAAGAUAGCCCCCGAGCAGAUGAUUGACGAGGUCUGGGACUACAUCUUCUGCAGGAGAGAGCUGAGCGACGAGGUUCUGGAGAAGUCUAAGAUCCCCAAGGCGACCCUGGAGAGCAUGCGCCGUGACUUCGAGUACUGGUAUCCUCUGGAUGUUCGUGUCAGUGGAAAGGAUCUGAUUCCCAACCACCUUACUUUCUUCCUCUACAACCACAUUGCUCUGUUCCCUCCAGAGUACUGGCCCCGUGGAGUGCGUGCGAACGGACACUUGAUGCUGAACGGCGCCAAGAUGUCCAAGUCGACCGGAAAUUUCAUGACUCUGGAUGACACUGUCAAGAAGUACGGAGCUGACGCCGCCCGUAUUGCUCUGGCAGAUGCUGGCGAUGCCAACACCGAUGCCAACUUCGAGGAAGACGUCGCGGACAACGGAGUCCUGCGACUCUUCAACAACAGGGAGUGGAUCGAGGAAGUCUCCAAAGACCCAGAGCUGAGGACUGGGGCUUUGAACUCCUACCAAGACGUUCUGUUCGACAACGAGCUGAACGCCCUGGUGGCCGAGGCAAAGAAGGAGUACACUGCAACGAACUACAAGCUGGCCCUGAAGGCUGCAUGGUUUGACUUCACUUCCGCAAGAGACUUCUACCGUGAGGCAUGUAUCGGUGCGGGCAUCAAGAUGCAUAGGGAGCUGAUCUUCCGGUACUUUGAGCUGCAAGCCCUGGUUCUGGCCGUCAUUGCGCCACAUUUCUGCGAGUGGAUCUGGCUGGAGAUCCUGAAGAAGCCCCAGUCCAUUCAGCUGGCCCAGUUCCCUGAGGUGCCUGUCGUCAACCCGGCUCUGUCGGCUGCUCGUGAUUAUGUCCGCCACACGUCCAGCAACAUCAACAGCGCCGAGUCAGCCCAGCUGAAGAAGAAGGCCAAGGGCAAGGAGACUGUCUACGACCCAAAGAAGCCCAAGCAGUUGACCAUCUUCACGACCGACAAAUUCCCUGCCUGGCAAGAAAAGUACGUCGACCUGCUGCGUGAGAACUGGGAUGCCAACAACAAGUCCAUCACCAACGAGAAGGAGCUCAACGGCAAGAUCGGCAAGAUGGGCGAGAUGAAGAAGGCGAUGCCCUUCGUCAUGCAGCUCAAGAAGCGCCUGCAGUCGGGCGAAGAGCCCUCGGUGGUGCUGGAGCGUAAGCUCGCCUUUGACGAGCAGAAGACGCUGCUGGACAUGGUGCCGGGCCUGAAGAGGUCGACGGGCUUCCAGAGGAUUAUCGUGAUCAAGAUCCAGGAGGGUACAAAGAAGGGCAACGACCUGACGGACGGCGGCAAGGAGGUCGACAUCACCAGCCCCAUCGGUGACAAUGCUGUGCCUGGGGUGCCGAGCUUUUUGCUUGAGAACUUUGAGGCAUAG
Molecule: messenger RNA, 3354 nt
Organism: Diaporthe citri
Lineage: Eukaryota; Fungi; Ascomycota; Sordariomycetes; Diaporthales; Diaporthaceae
Exons: 7
Coding region: 1-3354 (1117 amino acids)
Biological process (GO): leucyl-tRNA aminoacylation
Molecular function (GO): aminoacyl-tRNA deacylase activity; ATP binding; leucine-tRNA ligase activity
Source: RefSeq, a predicted model, not a curated record